AUGGAUCAUACCACAUCAAAUUCCUUAAAGCGCAAGCGCGGUGAUCUCCUCGUUGAUGAGGGAACGUCCCCAGCCAGCCAGGACGCUGGCACACAACCCAGCGAGGAUCGUACAGAGCCUUCGACCCAGCGUGGAGAGCACCCGUCGAAAAAGCAGAGGUUAACCACUGAAGAUCCAACGACGAAACCCAGCAGGAGACCUAAGAGCUCUGUAACAGAUCCUUCCCUUGUCGGACGCAAGAGGAAACUUGCAAAGUAUGUGUUGCCACAAACAAAUACUGCUUCUACAGCUAUUGCUACCAGUGAUGAAGACCAGCUGAUGAGCGAUGCGGCCGGGGUUGAUGUCUCAUACAACAUCCAUACAAUCGAGGGUCAAGCAUUAUCGCAGCCGGCGACCGCAGUGCAGCAAGCCACUCCCUAUUCAUUUAUGAGCUCCGCUCAGCAGUCAGCUACAACACCAUCUGCAUUAUUACGCGCAGCCGAUCCUGGCAAUCCUUAUAUCCCUUCCAUAGCAAAUCCGCAGGCUAGGGCAGCCUACCUUCAGGAGGUCGGCACACGCGGUCUAUAUAUCGCAAUCGAUCCGUUGCAGACAUCAGGUUCGGCCGUCGAGGAGAAAGUCCGUUAUGUGAUCAAGCAACACCUCUGCCACCGUUGGACCUACGAAGACUGUCGCGAAGGCUACAACAGCCGCGGAGGAAACGCCAACAAGUUCCAGUCAGUCGAGAAAGCGUACAAGGAGCACGCAAGGCACUGGUUCAACGAGCAAGACAUAGUUCUGCCAUGGGAUGCUGUUCACAAGGAUGAGCGAAAGCGCCUGAAAGCACUGGGUCUAGGACCGAGGGAUUUUCCUACACUUCUCCUGCCUGGGGCAUUUCCAGAUGUUGCUGGCCAGCAAAACCCACAGCCGGCGCCGAAGCGAUCGACUGCCACUAAGAAGAUUUCAGUUUCGAAGGCCCCCAACAAAGCUGCAACAUCGCCAAGCGCCCAUGAUCAAGAAGCCUCCCCUGCAUAUACCGGCAGGGAGGCACAUGAAGUCGCUCCUCUACGACAGGCGAAUGGUGAGAGCAUCCGAGCCAACAGCGAGUCGCAACACGGCGAUUAUGUUGACGACGAUGAAGAUCCCGAAGAAGACAGGGACAGUUUUGAGGCUGUGGAGGAUAGCGAGGAAGACGUAGAAGAGAACGGAGCAGAUGGCGAAACCUCCAUCCAUGAUCGCUUCCGCGCCAUUGCCAAUGCUUUCGAUGAAGGUUCGACCAGUAUUCGAGUAGCUGCCCAGGUCUACAAAAUUCAGAGAGACGCCUUCUAUACGUAUUGCGGAGCAAUCCGUGAGUAUGUUGACAGAAAUGAGAUCGCCCAAGACUUCGAGGUCGAUUUAAGCGCUUUCCCACCUAAAAUCGUCCGUGCCUUUAUUCAGGCCAUCUCCCCGGUCCCAUGCAGGGGACUACCCAUUCACGACUUCGCCUUUGGAGAUCCACCUCAUGAUAAGGACCUAUUUAGUGUGAUCAACCCAGAGAACAUUUUAAUCAGGGACUUUAAAUGGGAUGUGAAGGCUUGCCUCACGAUGCGGGAUUUGGCAGUACACAUGGACUGCCCAAUCAUCAAAGACAUGGUCGCUGAUGAGCUAUUUCAUAUGUACCACGAAAGCAUCGUGGAGAAGCGGGAGAACCCGCAGUUUGAGCAUGAAGACUUGGAGAUCCCACUGGAAUACCUGAACUCCUUGGAUUCGAAGGAAGAUGUCCCCUUUCUUCGACUGCUCACAGACUGUCUCCUCCAUCACGCGAACUACAAACUCAAAAUUCCGGAAGAGAUGGCAGAUCACGUUCGGCAGAUGAUCCACCAGCGACUCCAUAUUCGCCAUACCAUCUCGCCAUCACUGGCCACGGCAGAGGGUCGCUGCAACCGCUAUCACUCUCAUGGUGAGAAUGAAGAAUGCUACGAGGUUCUCGCCCAGCGAGGUGAAGCAAGGACCAAAAAGACGAUCCAGGACAUGUUCACAGUUGUCCGAAAGCGAUCGUUUGCCACUCACACCACCAAGAUUGCAGCCAUGUGCGCCGAGGAGCCCCGUGAUCUGUAUGCUGAGGAGGUUCAACGCCUUAGCUACGAUAUGACACUGUGGUCAAUCGAGCAAGAGGAGAAGGUAGCUGGGGCCUUGCUCACUAGCGAAGUCCUGAAGCAACAAAUUGCCAACAGCGACAGAGCAGAUGCUAAGCUCUAUCGGAAGUCUCUAAAGGAGUGGAGGCAGUACCUCGCUGAUCUCCGGGCCGACCACGAGCAGGGUUGGGAUUUCUUUGAGCGCGGCUGGAUCGAUGAGUCUAGGGAACCCGACUCAGACGAUGAAGAUGAAGAGGAGGUUGUUGGCGAUGAUUUUGGACCAAGGGUUCGCUACCGUCGACAUCGUCGGAGUGCUGAGCGUCGUUCGGAUGGCCGGUGGACGCUUGGAUAUUUUUAUGCGCAGGUCCGGCGGAACGGUAGGCCAGUGCCUGCUAGGACGUGGGUCCCUACAGUUUCCGCAUUACUGAGGUUGUGAAUCAACCUGUAGUGCUGGGGUAGCUUUUAGAAUCUUUUUCAACACUAACAGCAAGUGUUUGUUCAUAGAUAGGUAUUUUACGCCUC
Cucurbitaria berberidis CBS 394.84 is the source of this 2612-nucleotide messenger RNA. RefSeq lists its product as uncharacterized. The coding region runs from base 1 to 2526 and encodes 841 amino acids. NCBI's taxonomy places the organism in Eukaryota, Fungi, Ascomycota, Dothideomycetes, Pleosporales, Cucurbitariaceae. The record is from RefSeq and is a predicted model, not a curated record. The transcript is spliced from 2 exons.